UACUUGUGUUAAUUAUGAAAUUCUUAACAUAUUCAAAUCUGAAUAACAUUCCUGUUUUCACAGUCAACUCCAAUUGUUGUCAUCGGCAUCCAACUUAUAUAAUUUUCCCGAAUACCAACAACGUUGAAUCUUCUGAAUCAGGUCCCACGAUCUUAGACUUUAAUGAAUUCGCUGCUGUCUGCGAUUCUAUUAAGGAAAACCUCUUAGUUUCUGAAAAGCCAAAACAAACUCAUCAAGAGGUAUUAACUAUUACUCACGUUAUUAAUACCAACUUUGCUCCCGAGGAUGAACAUGAACUAAGAUCACAACUUAACUCUCUCUAUCUCCAAUUGCUUAAAAAUAAUUAUAAUAAACCGUUUCUACCUGAUGACCCUAGUUUUCACCCCGUCAAUGAUCCCGUAUACGGCGUUCAGAACCCCUCAAUUACCGGAAAUUUAUCAUAUUUAUAUGAAUGUAUUAUUAGAAAAAGAGUCGAACUUAUGAUAGAUACCGGGAGAAGAAGAACUCUGAGUUUUGAAGACAAAUUGUUAUUAACACAUGAGAUUAAAAAGGCUCCUGGUCAUCUAAUUUGUGAAAAGGGGAAGGAUUUGUUAAUAAAAUUCAUCAAUAAUCCAAUGAGUUCAAUAGAAUUUGAGGAAUCAUCCGACCUAUUAAAAAAACAUAUUUAUCAUUUCAUCGUUCACUACUUAAAUGAAAAAUUAAUAACCUUUUCAAAACGUAAUAAUUAUCUCAAGGACAAUAAUCUUAAGGAUAAAGAUAUUAAGGAUAAAGAUAUUAAGGAUAAAGAUAUUAAGGAUAAAGAUAUUGAGGAUGAGUUUGAGUUAUUUGAAAGUUUGAUAAGUGAGGAAGAAAGUUUGGAGAUAGAUAAAAAAAUAUAUCAAUUGGCCUUGAUAAACAUGGGAAGGAAUCUUCGAAUUUAUGAGGAUGAUAAGUUUAGAAAACAUUUUGGUGAUUUUAACCAUGCUGACUAUCACCUUCAUGUCGAAAAUAAGCUGGCUGAAAUUUAUUCAUUCAGCUUCGAACAAACUGAUACCAAGGAUGGUCAAUUGUCCAAGUCAGCUCCGAAAAGUGUAGACUCCGAUGAUUCUACUUGUAUCUCCAGUGAUUCCGAUUCCGAUACCGAUACCCAUUCCGAUUGUGACAAACCACAAGUUUAUGAUCAACAAUUACCAGCUAAUUCUCCCAAUGUUGCUCCUGUUAACUACAGUCCUGAGGAACUAGAACUAAGAGCUCAACUAGACUCUGUGUAUCACUUAGUGUUUAAGAAGUUUUAUGAUGAAAAAUUAAUGUCAAAAUUCUUUGGAAGUUCGCCUAAUUUUGAUGAUUCUGCGUAUAGUAUUCGGGAUUUAUUUAUUGUAAGGGUGAUGCUAGAAGUUGGCGAAAACUUUAUUAAACACAAAACAGGGUGGACACUAUGUAACAUAUCCGAAACCUGUUCAACUGAAGAAGAUAAGAAAAGAUAUACAGCGGAACUUGAAAAGGCACCUGAGGAUCUAAUUGAUCAGGAGGAGAAAAAAUUGGUACUAAAGUUCAUUCGUAAACAGAUGGACGUCUUCAGUCUUGAGAAGUUGAUAUUUAAAAUUAAAGCUCGUAUCGAGGAGAUUAUUAUUAACUAUUUAAAAGAAACAUUUCUAGCCUUUUCAAGAGACUUUAACCUUAAAAAGGGGAAAGAGUUUGAAUUUUUCAAUAAUUUAAUCACUAAAGAAGAGAAUUUCAUUGUCGAUGAUACGAUAUACGACGCGAUUUUAGAAAUCAUGGGAAAUAAAAUAAUAGGAACCAGUGAAGAUAUUAAGAUAUUACAAUAAUUAUUCUAAAGCUAUGUGUAAUCUCAGAUAAGAACUAAU
Molecule: messenger RNA, 1844 nt
Organism: Theileria parva strain Muguga
Lineage: Eukaryota; Apicomplexa; Aconoidasida; Piroplasmida; Theileriidae
Exons: 1
Coding region: 15-1805 (596 amino acids)
Source: RefSeq, a predicted model, not a curated record